UCGCCGGCAGGGGUCGCUGAAAGACACGUGAUGAACAGUGACGUGAAGCUGAAAGUGAAAGCAGACAGCGGACAGCGGACAGGUCAGGUCUGUGUUCAGACAACAGACGGUUACUGCAGGCUCCAACAGCUCUGCAGGAUGUCGUUUAUCUCAGACAUCACUGCCAUCAUUGAUGAAGCUGCUUACCCUGGAAGAUUACUGAACUUUCUGCAAUCAUAUGAUUAUGAGAAAAGAGGUUCCUGCUACAAAGUGAGAGGAACUUUUGAGCAACUAGAACAACUUUCAAUCGACCUGUCAGCAAGUCACCUGAAUCAUCAGUCCAGCCCUGCAACACAUAGACGAAUCCGUCAGCAAGAUGAACAGGCUUCCACUCAUGUCAAACCUGUGGAUGUGUCUGCUGUUUUUAUGGCCUACAUUGAGAGAAAAUGUGAAAAAGAACUUGACCAAAUUAGAGGGAACACAUUUGUCCUUGAAACAAAGCCUGACCUCAGAACAGUACAGAAUGAACCAAGUACAGUACAGGUGAUUUUCAGACCACGCCAUGAAUCCUUACCUGUUCACACUGACUUUGUCAGACAACGAUUCAUCACAUUCUACCAGAGAACCGCCUCCGACCUGCAGGUCACAUCUGUCCCUGUAAGUGCAUAUGACAGAGACCUGAAGAAUAGAUUUCCACAUCUGCUUUUUAAAUCAAGCCACAACAAAAAUGAAGUCACAGUCACCGGGCCUUUUGCACACAUUGCUAAAUUCAAAGAGUUCCUUUUACAAAGUACGCACAGCUCAAGCAGGAGCUCUGUGAACAAACAUCCAGCAGACUCUCCAAGCAGCAGAACCUUGGGUGCUUCACCUGCACACACCAACAAUCCUGAAGAGGAAUCUUGUCCAAUCUGUAUGGAAACAAUAGUAAACACAGAGAAAGAGACUCUACUGUGCAAGCAUUCAUUCUGCAGAAACUGUCUGAAACAGGCCUUUGGCUACAAGCCUGUAUGCCCAACAUGUGGGAAGUUAUACGGCGUUUUGACAGGGACACAACCUGAUGGAGGCAAAAUGACUGUCACCAAAAGCUCUUCGUCUUUGCCUGGAUAUGAGAAAUAUGGAACACUAACCAUCCAUUAUUACAUUCCAAAUGGCAUUCAAAAGGAGGAGCACCCUCAGCCCGGUCAGCAGUAUGAAGGUGUAUCCCGCACAGCCUACCUUCCCGACUCUCCAGAGGGUAAAGAGAUCGUGAAACUGCUGAAGCGAGCCUUUGACCAGAGACUAAUUUUCACUGUUGGUCAGUCCACCACCAGUGGCAGGAACAACACGGUCACAUGGAAUGACAUUCAUCACAAAACCUCAACACACGGAGGACCAACUCACUACGGAUACCCAGAUCCUGAUUAUCUCCGCCGGGUUCGAGAUGAACUGGCAGUCAAAGGAAUACAAUGAGUCGGGUUUGUUGAUGCAUGAAUGAAGAGCUGAGAUGACCUAUUACACACUAUCCCAAAAAAGUUAUGUAGCAUGACAUCACAACAUUCCAUGUACGAGUAGAUAAGUAAAAUCAAAUCAAAUUUUAUUUGUAUAGCCCAAAGUCACAAAGUACAUUUGCCUCUGAGGGCUUUACAAUCUGUACAAGGAGUGACACCCACUGUCCUUAGACCCUCGGUUCCAGUGAGGAAAAACUUGCCCACAAAAACCCCAUAAGUAGUAGUUUUUAGUAGAUUAGUAAGGUAUUUUGGCACAGAGUGAUUACAUGGUAGAAGGUGUAAUUAAUGUCAUUCUAAUGUCAUUUGAUGUUUCAUAGUGAUACCUACUCAUAUCAAUCGUAGUUUUUUUCAUUCUUGCCUGUUGAUUUAUUUGAAAUAACAUUGUUUGAAAUCACUAAAUAUGAAAAACUCAUAUCAUGUAACUUUAUUUGGAUUGGUCUGAUGAUUAUUGUGCAAUCAAACCCACUUCCUUGAAGCAUGACUGACAACCUGUGACCAUUUUUUUGUAUCCUUGAAGACUUUUGAUAGACAUGACUGUCCAACUCUUCUCAGAGCCAAACAUGGACAUUGUUGUCCUCUGUACUGUAAGCAGUAACCAAGUGUUGUCCGAAAAAGUUAAUGCUUGAUUGUUGCAUCUUUGAUGGAUUGUCCACUGUGUUUUCCUAGUUGGACUGCAUUUGCUUGCAUCACUUAAGUGACUGUCAUUCCAAGCAUGGCUAUUACCAGGGAGAACUUUCAGGACAUCAAAUGACCCUAACUCUAACCUGGCUGUGGCUCAGAAGAUAGAGCGGGUUGUCCACUAAUCAGACGAUAGAUGGUUUGAAGUCUCCCCAAAUUGCUCCUGAAGGCUGCACCCUCGACAUGUGAAUAUGUAUGAAUUGUUAAUACCCUGCAUGGUGUAUAAGUAUCAGUUACCAUUAACCAUUUGUCUCAGAGGUUUAAACCUUUAUUGUGUCAAACUUUUUGUUUUAUUCUCGUGGGUUUUUCAGUGUUAAGGCAGUAGAGGCAGGUUUGGCAGCAAUCACAGCCAUGAGUCUGUGUAGAUCUCUGUCAGUUUCAGACUCCUUUCCCAAUUCCUCUGUCAAAACUAUGCCAAGCUGACUGGAGGCCAAGUUAGCAGAAGUCCCAUGAUGUGUGUAUUACCUCCAAUAGAUAGUGGUCAGCAUGCACCAAGUUUGGAGAAGCAGAGAGAAGUCCAAGCAUGGAAGUAGAGCAAAGUACUGCUGUGGACAGGGUCAGCAGAAAACGUGUUUCAUUCAAACCAUAUAUUCUCUCUUCACUCUGAUUCAGCCUUCCAUGCAGAUAGCUUUGGUUUAACUUUUUCAGGGUUUUUUCAAGCUAUUGCUCAACAGUCUCUCUGAGAACUGAUCUUGUGAAUUGUCUGCACGGCUGGAUAUGAAAUCAUUUUGUGUAAUGCAAGUAAUUUCAAAUUGUUCUUUUGUACCGGUAAUUAUUCACACAGACAGCCACGUCUAGGCAGAUUUACUGCUGCAGCAUUUUUAUUUCUCCAACAAAUAACUUGGUGACACUUUUGAGUGAACAUAUGUGGAAAUAGUUUGGAAUGUUUAGCUUUGAUUUGUUAGAAUUCUUUCACCUACAGUUAAAUUAUAUGUUGUGUCAGUAACACGAGCGAAUAUGUACUCACUCAUCUUAUGUUUUUAGAUUUGUUUCCAUGAAUUCUCCGUAAGCUCAGAGUUUGUGUUCCACAAAAACAGAAUUAAAAACCAUGAAAUGUCUGGAGUAUAUGGCCCGUGAUGGUGAAUGUGCGUUUUCUGUCAAGUUAUUCUCAGUAGAAUCUAAUUGAUUUGUAUUCCCCAAUGAAAUUAAUGUCCAACUGGUAAACAAGUUUCCAUUAAAACACUGAAACACUUCACACACACACCCAAACAGCACACAGACCGUAGACUAUGACCUCAAAAUUGAUGUGAGCUAAACCAGAGUCCUCACACGGGACAAAGAAGUGGGGUUCGCAAGCUUCAAAUUCAAAACAUUAAAAUCAGUUGGAUGAUUAGGCACUUACAAGCUCUUGGUUUAUUGUCUAGGGUCAAAGAAAGUACACAGACUAGAGGUCCCUUUAUUUAGAUAACAUAUAUACUCUCAUAUUCACUGCAGUUUGAGGUGAUUUUCUGAUCAAUUAACCCGUGGUCACCUCCUCUCCUCUCCCACCUUUGCUACAUACUAUAUCAGAAGGAGGCAAUCUGUAACAAAGCAAACGUCAUUCACAUGAUCCAUGAGGUUGAAGAGCGAAUGUGUUAAAGCAGAGCACAAUUAAAACAACUUCAGCACAACUCUAGGCCAGUGGGGAAUGGACUGUUGGGUGGCACGGCAGUUCAGCUGUUAGUGCUGUCACAUGAAAAUCCUCUGUUCUGCGUGGAGUUUGGGUUUUUCUCACACAGUCCAAAGACGUGCAGAUCAGGUGGACUUCUCGAAUAGUUGUUUGCACGUCAGCCCUGCGACAGACUGGUGAGGCUGGAGGUCGAGUAGUUGUGUUAAAACAGUUAAAACAAACGUGAACAUGAAAUUAAAGACAAAAUGUGGUUCAUGGUGAAAAGGCUUUGUCGAGUACAACGUCAGUUAUUUUGAAAAUCUGCACCUGGACCACGAUCAAUUUUGGAAAGCUGACAGGACAAUUGUGACAAAAUGUCCUCUGAAUUUGAGCCUGACAAACCGUACAGCUGUCAACAGCUGGAACGUAAGCCCAUCUCUUGAUUCUUCCGAUUAGACUUUGGCGAGUGUCAGGUUUCUUUCGAGGGCGCUCACGAGACACUGUAAAGUAAGGCUGCCUGCACAUUAAAGCAUCGCUAACAGUUAAACAAAUGCACUUGUUUCACGCUUACAUGAGCAGAUAAACUAUUUCAGAUCUAUGUAUCCAGUACAGUGAUAGGUCUAAAGACUGAAACCAGGUGGAAACUGCUAACAUUGCUCCAUUAAACAUGAAGAAUUCAUGUUCCGAAAGUCUGGUUUGCAUGUAUAUUUUGAGCUAGCUGAGCUCAGAUCACAGAGAGAGUGUUAGAGUUUAAACUACAGGCCCUGGACCAGGAUUUCAUGUCCAGGGUGCAGGGGGAUGCUGAUGGGGACAGUGUCAUGCCCGAACUGGAGCUGGGUAAGCCAUCAAUGUAACUAGGCUCAGCAGCCUCUGUGGACAUAAUGACAGAGAAGAGACCAAAAAGGAUGUUGACAGAAGAAGCUAAGAAGAGAAAAGGAGAGAGUAAGGCAAGAGCCAGACGAGUAAAUGUGGGACUGACUUUUAGUGGUUGGUGAGAGCUUGGUGAAAUAAAAGGCUGAAAGACAGAUGCGAGCUGGGCUCUGAUACGGGGGCACUAAAUUGUACAAAAUACAGUGUUGACUGAAAUAGAUAAUAUAUCAAAUAUCAUGUAAUUUUUUUUUCAUGUUUGAGGGAGCUAUGGUACAAGUGUCUGUCUGAUAGCGUCUUUUAACACAUCCUGGACUUUCACAUUUAUCUUCACACGAGCGUGUUUCACUACAUUUGGAGUUGUUUUAUCGUGUCUUGAUGGAGUCCCGGUGGCUUACACAAACUCAAACACUAAGGAGAAGGUCAGCAUGAAUGCAUUCAUCCUGCAUUACUUCACCUGUGGCUAUACCGAAGUGAAAUCUGUCCAUUUGAAUUCUGCUAACAAAAAGGUAGUUGGCAUUGAUUGGGUCUACUUUCCUGAGUUUGUCCCCACCACCGAUACAAAGAGGUGUUUCACUACCAUGUCAGAUACCACCGCAAAUCCCAUGAAUCACACAUUUUAGAGCCGUUAGUGUCAUCGAGGAGAUACAAGCAAAAAAUGGAAAACAAUGACACUGGAGCCAGAUUAAGAUAGUUUGUUUUCAACUGUUACCAUUCAGUUAUUACAGACUGGAACCUGGUUUAUAUUACACAUGCACACACUUUGACAGUGCAUCUAGAGGACAUGAGCCCAGUCCAAAAUUAAUGUUUCAUUUCAAAGAAGAAAAAAAAAAAAAAAAACCUGGCCAGAGGAUAAAUAAUGACCUGUUUCAUGUCAAAAGGGCUCACUAAUAUUUAGUAUAUUUAUUGUUUCUCCCAUCAUCAUACCUUGUACUUCAGCCCUACACAUUGGCUGUUAACUUAAGAAUUUGUAUUUCUUACACAACGCCCUAAACGAGUGUGUCUAAUCAUGUUCAUGUUUUGGCUUUUAUUUCAAGAGUUUUUCUAAAUCUGCAGCCGGGCUGAGGUCAAAGGGACUGAUGAGGAAAGUCAUACAAGUCAGCGGUCAAUCUCAGGACUGUGUUGCUUCCAUGCACGUCUAGGCUUGCUGUCCUGUUGACAAAUGAAUGAUCUUCCACACAGCUUUACACCAGGAGGGAUGGAAUGUCAGGCGGCACGGUGUGAUGUUGACCCACACAAACAGAAAAUCCUUUAAGUUUGAUUCCGGCCGACAGCUGGGGCCUUUUCUGUGGAUUUUCUCCCACAGUGCAAAGACAUGCAGGUCAGGUGAACUGGAAACACUAAAUGGCCUGCAGGUGGAGAUGGUUGUCUGUCUCUAUUCAUCAGCACUGUGACAUACUGGCAAUGUGUCCAGGCUGCCCCCCCCCCCUCCCUCCCCCUGGUCUCCAGGCCCCUGUGUCCCUGCACAGGUGCACAAGAUAAGCAGGUGUAUAUUUUAUAUCAUAUAUAUGAAAAAUAGAUGAAUGGGGUGGGUUAAGAGGCAUCAACUUUGGAAAUUAGUUGACAGCAUUCCGCACUGGGCAGUGGAUCUUUUUUUUCCAGUCAAAGAAUGCUGUAACACUGAAUACAUCAUAUCGACACACACUUGAUCCUUUCAUUCCUAUACAUCGUUCCCGUCCAUGGGCUGUACAUGUACAUCACAACUGGUUAUUGUAUUCUCAGGUGGAAGCUGUGCCAUAGAUACUGUGCCUCUAAGUAACAAAGAUAAACCCAGUGGAAUAAAAAGAGGAUAUGAGUCGACAUCUUGAUUUCAGCCUCAGCCGUGCCAUCAUUAACAACUUCAAAGUUCCAUGAGAUUUAUUAUUUUUAGCAAAAGUGAACAGGUGGAGGGGGCAGGGCCAUGAAGGAUCAACGAGGACACUUAUCUGGAAAGAUAAUGAGAAGAGAGACGAGAGGGAAAAAAAAAAAAAAAA
Molecule: messenger RNA, 6572 nt
Organism: Larimichthys crocea (large yellow croaker)
Lineage: Eukaryota; Metazoa; Chordata; Actinopteri; Sciaenidae
Product: probable E3 ubiquitin-protein ligase DTX3
Exons: 4
Coding region: 31-1428 (465 amino acids)
Biological process (GO): Notch signaling pathway; protein ubiquitination
Source: RefSeq, a predicted model, not a curated record